Messenger RNA from Jaminaea rosea, 1650 nucleotides. RefSeq names its product DUF1692-domain-containing protein. Gene Ontology annotation, biological process: endoplasmic reticulum to Golgi vesicle-mediated transport; retrograde vesicle-mediated transport, Golgi to endoplasmic reticulum. Gene Ontology annotation, cellular component: endoplasmic reticulum membrane; COPII-coated ER to Golgi transport vesicle; endoplasmic reticulum. Lineage: Eukaryota; Fungi; Basidiomycota; Exobasidiomycetes; Microstromatales. The record is from RefSeq and is a predicted model, not a curated record. Bases 136 to 1611 code for a protein of 491 amino acids. The transcript is spliced from 4 exons.
CGACUGUCGUGCUCGAGCCAGGUGAUUUCAAGGGAUCGUGCGAGGCCAAUCGAUCGAGCCAGUCUUUUCUUUUGCCCCUCUGACCACUAGCAACAACAAGACUACGUCGGACCCACGACGAGCGUCUCGGCCGCCAUGAGCGAAGCGUCGCUCCUCGAGAGGCUAGAUUCGAUACCGCAGAUCAAGGCUUUCGAUGCCUUUCCCAAAGUGCAACGCACGUACGCAACGAGGUCCUCGAGAGGUGGCAUCUUCACCCUCGUAGUCUCUGCAGUCCUACUCUACCUCACCUGGUACGAGCUGGGUGCUUACCUCUAUGGCCAUCCGACGGCGACAUUCGGCAUCGAUCAUAGCUUGUCGCCGGACAUGCAGGUCAAUGUCGACCUGACAGUGGCCAUGAAGUGUCAUUACCUCACUGUUGACGUUAGAGAUGCUGUUGGUGACCGUGUACACUUCUCUGACUCGGAUAUCACCAAGGACGAGACUUCCUUCGAGGUCGGCCACGCCAAUCGACUCGACUCUAUUCCUCUGCCGGAUCGUCACAUUGGCCAUCUUGUCGACGCUGCUCGCCACAUGCAUAUGCCGACAUUCUCACGCAAGUCGAAGCCGAAGCGCAAAGCAAAAGGCUACGGCGGCCGCCAAGUCGCCUUCGCCCCUACAGAGCAUAUCGUCAAGAAUGGCGACGCCUGUCGCAUCUACGGAUCCGUCCUUCUGAAAAAAGUCACCUCGAAUCUCCACAUCUCCACACUUGGCCACGGCUACUUCAGCUUCGAGCACACUCCCCAUGAGCUCAUGAAUCUCUCGCACGUAGUCCAUGAGCUCUCCUUCGGCCCUUAUUUCCCAGAUAUCGCACAACCCCUGGAUCACAGCGUGGAGAUCAGUAAGGACCACUUCUCCAUCUUUCAAUACUUUGUCAACAUCGUCCCCACGCGAUAUACAGAUGGCGGAGGGAGGACGAUCCAGACGAACCAGUACAGUGUGACAGACUAUGUUCGCACUGUGCAGCAUGGGAUGGGGGUGCCGGGCAUCUUCCUCAAGUUCGAUGUGGAACCACUUGCCCUGUCCAUGAAGCAACGUACGGCGACCCUCACGCAAUUCCUCGUACGACUUGCGGGCAUCUUGGGCGGGGUGUGGGUCUGUGCCGGCUACACGCUCAGAGCGGGCGACAGGGCUGUGAGGACAGCCGCCAAGAUCUACCGUGGAGGAGAGGAAGAUGACCGCUUCGGUGGCGGGGACAAUACAGUAGACCACUACGCGUUUACGUCGGCGUACAACACGGGAAGAGAGCGGGGUGGCAGUGGGGCGAACCGAGGAUGGAAGGGCAUGGCAAGAUCGCACAGCUCGCGGUUCAGCUACUCGGAGGUGUACAACCCCGCGGGUGCUUCCUCGCCUUAUGGUGCGUCAAGAGGAGGAGCGAGUAGAGAUGGUGGGACAACAGGGGACACGUCCAUCUCGAUGAUGAGUGACGCAAGCUUCGCUUCAGUCUCUGCGGGCUUCAAUGCGGCAAGGGAGAAGGCAGGGCAGGCUUGGCAGGCCAUCAGCCCGAAUCGUCACCGUAAAAACGAGUCGCUGGCCACGAAGAUCAUGAGCGAGGAGGGGAGGGGUUCGCUUUGAUGUGUAGCGCGCAUGCUGGUCGCUGUGGCUGCGAAGGCG